CAAGAACGCCUUUGAUCAUAUUUCACUUAUGUUGAAGAAAGACAAAGAAUUGAUACAGGUGAUUAAGUAAUACCUGGGUAGCGACGCAGUAGUGCUGUCUCUUCCUCGGCAACAAAAGCCCUUUGUUCCCGUGUUAAGUACUACUAAAGAGAACAAUAUGGUCGUUCGUUGUCUUUGUUAAGUAGUUCUUCGAGCAAAGCCUGCCUGCCUCCAUCAAAGACAAAGCCUGCCAAGGGAUGGACCAGGCGUUGCUAUCGAACGCUGUGCCCCCGGGCCAGCAUCUUCAUGCGACUUCUACCGGGGGCCAGGCGCAGGUCGACGGCGACCCUGUCGUUCUUCCCUCCGCCCCACCCAUGCCGGCGCCCAUGCAGCAGCAAAUGAUGCUGGCGCAGAACUACCAGCAGCAGAUGGGCGUCGCCGUGUAUGAACUGCAAAAGUAUCGUAUUCGUAUAGAUGCGUGACAAAUUUCGAUUUCCUCAGCAUGAGAAAUAAAAUUUGUAAAUGCGGAUUCACCUUGAGAAAAAAAUUUGUAAUGCAUGACUGGCAAUACGAGUGCGAUACUUUUGCACUUAAUAUCGUGCCCACUACAGCAAAUGGUCAACUACAGCAACCUAUGCACGACUGCAAAUGCCUCUGGAUGUCUGGGAGAAUGCAGCUUGUCAUGCUAAAUCUGGGGGAUGCAAAAAUUUGUGUUGCAUGAUUACCAAAAGUAGCAGCCGUCCAUUUUUGACCAAGUUGGGAGUGAGUUUCUCAUCGACAGGAUAGGCAUGGUAAAUAAGAUCUCACAGUAGAAUCUGUCAUGCUAGAAGAUCCUGCAUUGCAGACCUUGACCUCAUGUGUCAUGUUGAACCUGCAUGAGAAGUCUUGUAAUCUUCCAGACAUCUUCCAGGGAUAUUUGCAUUUGAUAAAACCAACUACGUCGAUCCAGAACAGAAACAUGAUAGUACAUCAGCAACCGCAAAUAUCGCAAGAAAAAAGUGUUACAGUUACAACACAUUGUGUUGCAGGCCAAGCAAGACAGACAAGCUCUGUCAUGCCGGAUAUGCAUAGGGGCCUCGUUUCAUAGGUGUUUCCCCGUAGGAUUUCUGCAUUACAAGUUUUCUCUCUCAUGCAGAGAAAUUUGUGUUGCUGAAUUGCCUAGAAAUAUGUAACUGUAACACUUUUUUCGUACGAUAGCAAAUGAACCCGCAGGCCAAUGUCGGCUACCAAUUGCUCAGUUCCCUGCAAUAUGGAUUGCAAAAAUGUCUGGGUCUGGAAACUUGUAAUGCUGCGCUCGGAAUAAUGAAUGCUCUGUAAUGCACAGCCAAGCAUGAGAAAUAUCUGCGCUUCUUUGUGUUGCGUUUUUCGCAUGACAGACUGCGUUUUUGCAUGACAUGCGAAAGGGUCUCUUCUCGGACACGCAUCACAAUUUUUUUGGUCAUGCCAGACAAGCAUGACAAAUCUCGCAAUCUUCCAGACCCAGACAUUUUUGCAUUUGAUAUGCAAAAAAUCACAAUCCGCGAGAAGAUCCGGCUGUCGCAAAUUUUUUUCGGCUGGGAGCGGGUAUGACAGUGCACAGUUCCCUCUCCCCCUCAUUUGUAUUGCAUGAACCAACAGCAAUGCAAACACCAGCACACGUAGAGCCUGUGCAUGGGUGGCAAAUUCAUGGGCCUAGUGUAUUACUGUGUGGGGUUCCGGAAUCUGUCUUGCAUAAUAGUGAUACAUCAAGGGAAGGAUUUUUUUGCAUGAGAAAUGAGAACGAGGGGGAGUUCUUGUGCACCCUCAUAGCGGGCGAACCAGUACCAAAUUGAGACGACUCGGACGGUUAUUCCAGGCGCGAUCGCUAUGCAAGAAAAAACUGUGUACUUAAGUCUAAGUGUAGUUCUGUAUAUGCAGAACAUGCAACAGAGUUAAUACACCUGUCAUGCCGGACAGGGACAGCCAUGAAGUCCUCUUUUCCUGUGUGUUUUCCCUCACAAGUCACGCAUGACAGGUUUUCUCUAUCAUGGUAGAGCAAAUUUGUAACGCUGGCAGCCAAAGAAAGUUACACUAAGGCUACAGUUUUUUUCGUGGAUAAUCGUCGGGGGCGGAGGUGGUCCUGGUCCUCCCUUCCCGCCCAUAGCAGGCAUGGCACCGCAGCCCUCAUCUGGCAUGGCAGGACAAACCGAUGUCAACCCGGUAACCACAACCGAGACCGUGAUGUAUGCGCACGAGAGAUCAACGUGCCUCGAGAGACAGUGUUGCCCGGCUGGCGUCAGGGGGUACGAGAUGACUAUUUCCCUGUUCGUAUCCUGUGGAAAAUCGUCCCCACACCAGAGUUGUCAUGCGAGUGCGCAAUGACAGGAACAUUUGUAAUGCGCAGCUCCAUGAGAGGCAUUUUCAAUCGUGUUUUGGAAUUUGUAAUGCAGAAAACAGGAAGAUGAGAAAAUUUGCAAUGCGGCGUGCCUUGCCAACUAGCACUACAUUGCAAAGAGAAAGUUGUCAUGCACAGCUCCCAAAACUUGAAGAUUUGUGUUGCUAGAUCCCCAACUUGACUAUGGGGUGGGGACGUUUUUGCUUAGGAUAGUUCGGUGGAACCACCGGAGGAGCUGGAGUUCUGCCAGCUGGUAGAGUCAUGCCAGGCUCAGGCACAUCAAGUACUACAAUGCAGAUGCAGGGGCGACAACAAACCACCAUUCCGACAUUGGGCGGGUACCAGGACCCAAACCCGUGGAACUCCACGCUGAUUCCCUACUUGUACUUCAAAAAGCCGACCGCGUGCGCGAUUUGCUGCUUCUGUCGGCCGGAGAUUGAAUUGGUGGAUUUACAUUUGAACACGACCGCAGGAUACAUCGAAAACCCAUUCAAUUGCUGCGGCAUGCACUAUAUGAGUUGCAAAAGUAUCGUAAUCGUACUCGUCGUAUGAAUGCAUUACAAAUCUCCUCAGCAUGAGAAAUGAAAUUUGUAAUGCGGAUUGACCUUAAGAAAAAGAUUUGUGAUGCAUGACUGCUGCAAUACGAGCACGAUAUUUUCGCAUUUGAUACACUACGUGAUUCUCGACGCUACUCGGCGGCCGAUUUUCGAAGUUCACGGUGAUUCGUGUCAGUGCGGGUUGAUUUGCCGGUGUCCCUGCGGGCCGUGCAACAAGGUGGUCUUUGACGUGUUCGAAUUACUCCCGGACGGCGGCGCCGGCCGGACCGCGCGGGGCUCAAAAGUAGCGGAAAUUCGCAAGCACUGGGGCGGGUUCCUGCGGGAUUGGAUCGCCGGUGACGCUUAUCAAAAGGAAAAAUCUCCCCUUGUUCCCUUGCAUAUCGAGAUAGAAAUCUGUGAUGCGGGAUUUGUGUACACAAAUCGGAUUUGUUCUUUUGCAGUAGAAGACCGCAGGCAGAUACAAAGCCGGAGUAGGGGCGUUUUGGUGUAGCCGCCUAGCAAGGCAGGCAUAUCCUCCGCACGCCAUACAGCAGCACAGACUGCCUGCAGAACGCGGCGGGGUUUUUUGAUCUGCCUUCUUGCAAUACAGGGACGAUGUGAUGUGGCCUCAAAUCAGCAUCACAAAUUUUCAGAAGUAUCCCGUUUGGGUAUGGGGAGGGGGGAUUUUUCCUCGCAAAAACGCGGGCCUGUACGAGGUGGAAUUCGGAGCGAUUGGAGACGUCGCACACAAGGGGUUGCUGAUUGCUUGUGCACUGUUUCUGAGUGAGGAAUACUUUACCCGAGGGGGAUUCGACCAACGCGAUGAGAGCUUGCUCGGCGGGUUGUUUGGAUAAAGGCUGUUUAGGCUGCAUACUAUACAAAUGUUGUGUGAAUGAAUUAGAAUGGCACGACCACGCGACGUGAUAAUUGAGCUUGUCUUUACGUGAAGUGGAAAUUUCGGUGCUGGAUCAUAUUAAGGUGCCGAGGAAGAUGAAGUCUAGAGAAAUGGAAAUCAAUACUUACCAU
Molecule: messenger RNA, 3894 nt
Organism: Amoebophrya sp. A120
Lineage: Eukaryota; Dinophyceae; Syndiniales; Amoebophryaceae
Source: the annotation of a GenBank genome assembly